UCCUCUUGGACAGUACAGCGUGACAGUUUCACAAGUCUCUCAGAAGCUCAUCAGUGUGAUGGAGGAGCCGGUGUGAAGCGGCUUCAACUUUUCUGCAUCUCGGUUAACUAGCGACAUUUUGUCACUAAAAGAAAUAUACUUUUCUUCUGGAUUACAAUUUAAGUGGCCUCGACAUGGGCUGUGUGGGGACCAAACCGGAGCAGGAUCCUGUUGGUAAAUCAAUGGGCAGCGAUGACAAUCGCAACCAGACAGCACAUUACACCAAAGACCCAACGACAGGCUCAAAAGCUAGCAGAAGCGCGUCCAACCCAGCUGCUGGGCCAGAGACUUCAGAGAACAUUGCCAUAGCUCUGUAUGACUAUGAAGCUAUGCAUGAAGGUGACCUGGGCUUCAAGAAAGGAGACAGACUCAAAAUCCUUGUGGAGUCAGGUGAAUGGUGGAAAGCAGCAUCUCUUAGCACUGGUCAGGAGGGCUUCAUCCCCAGUAACUAUGUUGCCAAGGAUACUCUGGAAACUGAAGAGUGGUUUUUUAAAGGUGUCAGCAGAAAGGAUGCAGAGAGACAGCUGCUGGCAUCUGGAAACAAAAUAGGAUCUUUUAUGAUCAGAGACAGUGAAACCACCCAGGGAAGCUACUCUCUGUCUGUCAGAGACUGCGACCGAACUGGAGACACUGUGAAGCAUUAUAAGAUCCGCACGCUGGAUAAUGGCGGUUUCUAUAUUUCUCCUCGUAACACCUUCAACACCCUGCAGGAUCUAGUCAGCCACUACAAGAAGCAAAGCGACGGGUUGUGCCAAUCUCUCACUGUUCCCUGUCUGAGUCCCAAACCUCAGAAACCUUGGGAAAAAGAUGCUUGGGAGAUCCCACGUGAGUCCCUCAAACUGGACAAACGUCUGGGAGCAGGCCAGUUUGGAGAGGUCUGGAUGGCAACAUACAACAAGCACACAAAAGUGGCCGUGAAGACUAUGAAGCCUGGCACUAUGUCUGUGGAAGCUUUCCUCAUGGAGGCCAACUUAAUGAAAUCCCUGCAGCACGACAAACUGGUCCGUCUCAACGCUGUGGUCACCAAAGAGGAGCCCAUAUACAUCAUUACAGAGUUCAUGGAGAAAGGCAGUUUACUGGACUUCAUUAAAAGCGAUGAAGGGAAUCGUGUCCAGCUGCCCAAACUGAUUGACUUCUCAGCACAGAUAGCAGAAGGCAUGGCUUACAUUGAGCAGAGAAACUACAUUCACAGAGACCUUCGUGCUGCCAACAUCCUGGUCAACAAGAGUUUAGUGUGUAAGAUUGCUGAUUUCGGACUGGCCCGUAUCAUAGAGGACAACGAAUACACUGCCAGAGAAGGUGCAAAGUUCCCCAUAAAAUGGACCGCUCCAGAGGCCAUAAACUAUGGUUCCUUCACCAUUAAAUCAGAUGUUUGGUCCUUUGGCAUUCUGCUGACUGAAAUCAUUAGCUAUGGGCGCACACCGUAUCCAGGUAUGACAAAUCCCGAGGUGAUCCGUGCUCUGGAGAGAGGUUACCGUAUGCAGCGUCUGGACUCCUGUCCUCAAGAGCUCUAUGACAUCAUGCUGGAGUGCUGGAAGAACAAGCCGGAGGACAGGCCCACCUUUGAGUACCUGCAGAGUAUACUGGAGGACUUUUACACUGCCACAGAGAGCCAGUAUCAGCAACAGCCUUGAGACACACACACACACACACACACUUAGACAUGACCUUGAUCUUGAUCAGGAAGAAAUGUACACAUAUGCCAUUUAUCCAUGCCAAACCUGUUGACUUUAUACAUAUGUAGUGGGAUUAAAUGUGAAAAGUUACAGUGUGUUAUUUAAUGAUAUGUAAAUGAAUACAAUUCUAAAAUCUCAGUAAUAGCAGUUUUAUUCCUAUCAUGCAGAGCCCUUUGCCUUACACUGAGUGUUGCACAACAGUAGUUAUAUAAAGUUUUAAUAUAAAAUUUUAAUAUAAAAUAUGAGAAAUAAUAAUCUUUUUUCAUGUUAUAGCUUUUCUGAUUUAUUUGUAAAAACCUGAUGAUGACGGAUGUAUUUUAGAGCUAAUCAUAUGUGUGUGUAUUUUAAUUGAGAGUACACAUAGAGCAAUAAAAUUAAUUGUAGCUCUGAUUGCAUUAAGUGGUCCUAUUAUGCUCCUUUACAAAGUCUUGAUUUUGUUUUGGUGGUGUAUUAGAACAGGCUCUCAUACGAGGUUGUUCGAAAAACACAUAAUUUUUUUCAUAUAUUUAAUACUCGGUGCCUUCUCUAGUGCAUCUCAACCAGGUCUUGUCCCAUUUGUCGAUAUUUGUGAUUUCAGAAAUCCCCGAAAAUAUUUGUUGCAGUCCAAAUAUAUAGAUUGUAGAUUUUUGAAACGUGAUUUCUGUUAAAUAAAAUAUAUCCUUUUGAAGUGGACUUUGAGCUUUGUAGCUCUGCAGAUCUUUUUCACGCUCAAACAGCAACAUUACAGACUAACUAAAGUUGAAAAAGUGAAACAUAAUAGGACCCCUUUAAGAAAAGAUCAUUUCUAAAACUUCAACCUACAUUAGGUUUCAAAGAAGUUAUUGUGGAUUAGGAAAUGUAUAUGCAUGUAUUUGCUCAGAAAAAAAUAAAAUAAAAUAAAAAUUAAACCAUUGCUCCAAACAUUUCAGAAAAAAAAAGCAUCUGUACCUAAGGUAGUUAUGAAUAUUUCUCUUUGAGUCUCUGUGUAUUGUUGUUUUAUGAAUUUGUAAGUUUAUGCUUCCCUUUUUCAGAUUUCCGGGUACUUUUCAAAGCGUGAAGCAAUUUCUCAUUUGAUAUGUAUCUUUCUUGUACAUCUUCUGUUUUGUAUAUAUGUUUGGAAUUUUGUGCAAUAAUAGUAAAUAGUAAAUGACUUA
Carassius gibelio (silver crucian carp) is the source of this 2848-nucleotide messenger RNA. It is a transcript of the gene hck, whose product is annotated as HCK proto-oncogene, Src family tyrosine kinase. Gene Ontology annotation, cellular component: extrinsic component of cytoplasmic side of plasma membrane. Gene Ontology annotation, molecular function: non-membrane spanning protein tyrosine kinase activity; ATP binding; signaling receptor binding. The transcript is spliced from 13 exons. NCBI's taxonomy places the organism in Eukaryota, Metazoa, Chordata, Actinopteri, Cypriniformes, Cyprinidae. Gene Ontology annotation, biological process: protein phosphorylation; cell differentiation; innate immune response. The record is from RefSeq and is a predicted model, not a curated record. Bases 174 to 1673 code for a protein of 499 amino acids.